Acanthosepion pharaonis is the source of this 780-nucleotide messenger RNA. The record is from the annotation of a GenBank genome assembly. NCBI's taxonomy places the organism in Eukaryota, Metazoa, Mollusca, Cephalopoda, Sepiida, Sepiidae.
AUGUCCGUCUUCGGAACUAGAAACUGUCCGACUUGCCGAGAAAUGGGAGACAAGAAAGCAGGGAGGCUAACACUUCUACAUUCCUUUCUUUCUUUCUUUCCUUCUUCCUUCCCUUCUUUCUUUCUUUCUUUCUUUCUUCCCAUCAUUCUUUCUUUCUAUCUUUCUUUCUUCCUUCCCUUCUUUCUUUCUUCCGUUCUUUCUUUCUUUCUUUCUUUCAUUUACUCACUGAAUCCAUAUAGACUUUUCUUUCUUUCUUGUUUCUUUCUUUCUUUCUUUCUUUCUUUCUUUCUUUCUUUCCUAUUUCUUUCUUUCUUUUUUCUUUGUUUGUUUGUUGCUUUCUUUCUUUCUUUCCUAUUCCUCUCCUAUUUCUCUAUUCUUUCUUUCUUUCUUUCUUUUUUUCUUUCUUCUUUCUUUCUUUCUUUCUUUCUUUCCUAUUUCUUUCUUUCUUUUUUCUUUGUUUGUUUGUUUGUUGCUUUCUUUCUUUCUUUCUUUCCUAUUCCUUUUCUAUUUCUCUAUUCUUUCUUUCUUUCUUCUUUCUUUCUUUCUUUCCUAUUUCUUUCUUUCUUUUUUCUUUGUUUGUUUGUUGCUUUCUUUCUUUCUUUCUUUCCUAUUCCUUUCCUAUUUCUCUAUUCUUUCUUUCUUUCUUUCUUUCUUUCUUUCUUUCUUUCUUUCUUUCUUUCUUUCUUUCUCACCGAAGCCGAACAGCCCAUUUCUUUUCUUUCGCGAAAGAAAUUGAUUUAUUUCUUCUUUUGUUGUGUUUCAUUCCUGUGUUUCAUGUGA